ACAAAGCGGCAGGACGCGCGGCGGCGGGUGGCAGGAGCGCUGGGGAGCUAGCCAGCCGGUUAGCCUUCUCGGCGGCCGCGCCACAAGAGCUCGAGCAACUCGGACGCGGGGACCCGGGCCGGGCCCCAAGAUGCCAGCGAUCGCGGUGCUCGCGGCCGCCGCCGCGGCGUGGUGCUUCCUCCAGGUGGAGAGCCGGCACCUGGACGCGCUCGCCGGAGGCGCGGGCCACAACAACGGCAAUUUCCUGGACGACGACCAGUGGUUGAGCACAGUCUCCCAGUACGAGCGGGACAAGUACUGGAACCGCUUUCGAGACGAUGAUUAUUUCAGAAACUGGAAUCCCAACAAGCCUUUUGACCAAGCCCUGGACCCGUCCAAAGAUCCCUGCCUGAAGGUGAAAUGCAGCCCUCACAAGGUGUGUGUGACCCAGGACUACCAGACCGCCCUGUGUGUCAGCCGCAAACACCUGCUCCCCAGGCAAAAGAAGGGGACCGUGGUCCACAAGCACUGGGUCGGACCUUCGAAUCUGGUCAAGUGCAAGCCCUGCCCUGUGGCACAGUCAGCCAUGGUCUGUGGCUCCGAUGGCCACACCUAUACAUCCAAGUGCAAGUUGGAGUUCCAUGCUUGUUCUACCGGCAAAAGUCUCACCACCCUCUGUGAUGGGCCGUGUCCAUGUCUCCCAGAGGCCGAGCCGCCAAAACACAAGGCAGAAAAGAAUGCCUGCACGGACACGGAGCUGAGAAGCCUUGCCUCCCGGCUGAAGGACUGGUUUGGAGCCCUCCACGAGGACGCCAACAGGGCCAUCGAGCCCACCAGCUCGGAAACAGCCCAAGGCAGGUUUGACACCAGCAUCCUGCCCAUCUGCAAGGACUCCCUGGGCUGGAUGUUCAACAAGUUGGAUAUGAACUAUGACCUCCUGCUUGACCACUCAGAGAUCAACGCCAUCUACCUGGAUAAGUACGAGCCCUGUAUCAAGCCUCUCUUCAAUUCUUGUGACUCCUUCAAGGAUGGCAAGCUGUCUAACAAUGAGUGGUGCUACUGCUUCCAGAAGCCUGGAGGUCUCCCUUGCCAGAAUGAAAUGAAUAGGAUCCAGAAGUUGAGCAAGGGGAAAAGCCUGUUGGGAGCAUUCAUCCCUCGGUGUAAUGAGGAGGGCUAUUACAAAGCCACACAGUGCCACGGCAGCACGGGGCAGUGCUGGUGUGUGGAUAAAUAUGGCAACGAGCUAGCCGGCUCCAGGAAACAGGGUGCUGUGAACUGUGAGGAGGAGCAGGAGACCUCGGGGGACUUUGGCAGCGGUGGCUCUGUGGUUCUGCUGGAUGACCUGGAGGAUGAGCAGGAGCUGGGACCCAAGGACAGACUGGGGAAGCCGCGGGUGCAUGCCCGGGCGGUGACGGAGGAUGACGAGGAUGAGGACGACGACAAAGAGGAUGAGGUCGGGUACAUAUGGUAGUCCCCACAUGGAGGAGGACACGAGGUCUGCACAGAAUUGCAAGUCACUUCCUGUUCCUGCAUUUGUCUCUAAGACUCCACAGCACACAGCCUCUUCUCCAUCGUCGCCCUCUCCACCCAAGCUAGGGUUUUGGAAGACAACUCCUUGUUCCCGGAUCAUGCUGAUUUUGCAUACGGCGUGUGGGAAGAAGGGUGUUGUGCUUUGUUUUUUAGACAGGGGAAUGGCUGGCUGAAUGAGAGCCUCCUUCCCUUCUGUGAGUUUUUUUUACAACAAGCAUGUGAUGUAUGUGGGAUUCUGACAAUGCAGGGAGCCCCCACCCUCUAAACGUCAAAGACCCUUUCCAGUCACCCACACGGGUGGUUAUUACAGCAUGGUUCCCAGCCUUACCGUGUCUAAGUGCUUUUCUUGUGUCCUGUAGAUGUUGUGGAAAACACACCACACUGUACCUUUUCCCCCCUGCCCAACCCACCCCCCACCACCCCCCACCACCCCCGGUGUCUAUUAUUACAAAUCAGUUUUUCAGUUCACUUGAUCUGGCUUCCUACAAAUAACAGCCUUAAUUCAGUCAAGAGUCCCUUUGGGGAAUCAAUUUUCUUUAUUAAAAAAGGUAUCUGGAUACUUCUGUCUGUAUGUGCAUAAAUAGGUAAGUAUAUACAGAAGACACUGUAUACACCACUCAGAAAAAAAGGGGGGGGCAUUGGGUAUCUAUUAAAAAAUUUAUUUGAAAAACAAUUACACAUUUGUCAGCUUGUCCAGACCUGGAUCGUCAUUUCUGGAAUAGCAAAUCUGUAUCGAAGUCCUUUUUUUUGCACUACCAGUUGGCACUUGUAGCCUGCAGGCUGAGGAGGCUGUUUCCAUCUGCGGCGGCGGAGUUACUGGAAGCCUCUUUGAUUUGGAUAAGCCUCUGUCUGCCUAAAUCGCUUUCCUCGCAGAAGCCAUGAGACUCCCACGUGGGCAGCUUCACAAGCCAUUGCUCUCAUUUCAGCUCCAACCCCACUUUGGGCUGUGGCAGUCCUGUCUGUGGCAGGCCCCUUUCUCCCCUACCUACUCAAGGGCUUUUUGUAAGGCAUGUACACAUACCCCCUGCUCUCUAAGAAGACAGUAUCCUUGCUGUUCCUUAGCAGAAGAAAAUUUUGCAUCCUUAACUCAAUCUUUCAGUUUUGCCCCUAUCUAUCCACACAUCAUAAUGAGGCUACAAAAGCUCUACAGAUUUUCUUUGAUCACUUAACAUUUGUAAACAAUCUCAGAUGGAGGCCCAGAAAGAACUUUAUAACAGCACAUGGGAAGCCAGGGUGGGAUUUUUUAAGAGCUAAUCCUGCCCUCAUCCCCUCCCCCAUACAUGUGUCAAGGGACUCUUGAAGAAAACCCUUCACCAUUGCAUUUCUUUGCCCUAAGUCAACUCCUGAUUAGAAUCCAUCUCCAAAUUUUGUAGGGUCAUCAUCUCUACAAUCUUUAGGAUUUCUCCCAAUACAAGUACCAAAGAGUAGUCUUCCAAGUGGCCCCAUUUAGUUCAGUAUGGGCCUUAAGCUCCUGUACAACCUGGUUUCCACCUUCCUCACCAGCCACCCAGCAAGGCUCUGUGGCCCACAUUUGUUUUCUUCCCUUCCUGCGCUCCAGCCAGUCCACAAGGAGACCACACAAACUCAGGCAAAAAAUAUAUUCAGCCAAACUAUGAUUAUAGUGGUAGCUGACCAACCCCUACUCCAAACUGACCAUUUGUUUCUACUUUACCAGCCCACCUCAAACUAGUAUUUUUAAAUCCCUGCGUUGGCCAGGCCCACUUGCCUUAUCCCUGGAGUUGGCUGAGAUGGGACAUGAAAUUACUUGAUACACUGAACUUGUUUGGCCUGAAAGACAUGAGUACAGCCAGGACCCUAGGUAUCAGGUGACCAUAGACAAGCUCUGUAUUGGGAUCUCAACUCCAUCACUUCUGUUUCAAUUUUUUUUCUCACUUGAACAAAACUCUGAGAUGAUAAUUUAUGAAAAAACAGGUGCUUAAUUGCAGCUAAAUUAUAAUCACUUAUAUAAAAGAAUCGAGACAUAUUAAAAAAAUCUCAGUCUAGGCCAUCAGAGAAAACCAUUGUUAUUGUCUCCUCUGAGCUUAGAAAAAUGCACAAGAGAACGAAUUAAAAUCGACAAAUUGGUUUCACUUAGAGAAACUUCUAGGAACAGAGUGAACCACUGAUUUUAAUUUGCCUAAUUAUCUUAUGACAAGUGUCAAAUUAAGAUGACACUUAAAGAUCCUUAGCAUUAACUUAAUGAUGGAGAAGAGUGCUCACUAGUCAAUUCCCAGGAAGGUAAUGAGAUGCUCAUUUUCAGAGAUAUUCCAAGAAGAUAUUUUGACUCAUUAAAAUAUUAAAUAAAAAGCCCUCCUAAGACUGGAACCCAAAAUCAAUGGAACAACAUUAAUGCCACUUUUCAUGCCUCACUUUGGCAAGACAGCAUUAGUUUUUUUCAAAGGUACUUUGCGUAAGUACUAAAGAUGUGAUUUUUUAGUUACUUUGUCUUUAGAAGAAUUUUUGCUUUUCUUUUUUCUUGGCAGGAGUGCUUUAGAUAGUGACAAAGUAUCCAUCAAAAUCUUGAUUAAAAAAUAUAGUACUGUGAUAAUCAUUCCCUUAUUGUAGACAGGUAUGGAGUUGAAACUUCAACGACUCAUUUUUGGAACCUCCUUAGUGAAUAGUUUUAUUUUUAUUCUAUAAAUGGUUCUUUAAUUUGAUACCAUUUCCUUAGCAUCUAAGUUAAGCCCCACAAUUUUCUUCCACAAUGGUUAGUUAUCUACCAUAUUAGUGUCUUUUUGUUUCCGCCAACAUUCUAGGCAUGUUGUAGGCAAGGUAGGGAAUUCCCUCCUACUGAACCAGUUCUUCCUCCUUCAUGCCCGUCUUCCCACACCCAGCAGUGAAUGACAACAUGUCUGUCCAGGUCUGCCCCUCUCCUCUUCCCAGGAUGCCAUCUACAGUUUUGUUUUUAACCUUGACCACACUGUACAGUAACAAACAAGAGCCCUUUCUACAGUGGGUGGUUUUGGUCUUUUUAUACCUUUUUCUCAAAGUCACUGAUGUCUGUCUCUGUUCCAUGUGUAGCAAUGUAAUGAGAGCCCACCAACUCCUGAGUGUCAAGUUUGUUGUCCCUGUUGUAGAUGAAAUAGUGAAGUAGAUAAACCUAGUAAAUUCUGAAUGCUUUCCCAUGUAGACUUAUCUGGAAUGUGAACAUGACUCUUUUGGUUAAUAGUAAAUGCUUAACUGUAGUCCUGA
Messenger RNA from Dama dama (fallow deer), 4701 nucleotides. It is a transcript of the gene SPOCK1, whose product is annotated as SPARC (osteonectin), cwcv and kazal like domains proteoglycan 1. Lineage: Eukaryota; Metazoa; Chordata; Mammalia; Artiodactyla; Cervidae. Bases 131 to 1450 code for a protein of 439 amino acids. Gene Ontology annotation, molecular function: protein binding; calcium ion binding. The transcript is spliced from 11 exons. The record is from RefSeq and is a predicted model, not a curated record.